AUGUUAACCUCAUCCUCUCCUGUAGGUCCUGGCCUGGCCAUCAGAGUGAUCUGUGCAGACGAGCCCUACAUCUGUAAGGACUUUGCUGAGACCAACAACAUCCUCAAGAUCAUCACAGACUUCUCCGCCAUGGUCAAAAAGCCCCACACGUUGUUGCAGAGAGUGAAGUCGUGUAUAUCAGACGAGGAGGAGGAGAAACUCCUGCAGAUCACCAGUCUUCAUUCACUCAAUGCCUUCCUGCUGCCAAUCAAGACCGUGGGAGUCCAGGGUGACUGUCGGUCCUAUAGCUAUGUGUGUGGGGUCACCAGUAAAGAGGCUCCACACUGGGAAUCCCUCAUGUUCCUGGCCAGACUCAUCCCUCGCAUGUGCCACACCAUCAACAGAGUUGUGUAUGUAUUUGGGUCCCACGUGAAGGAGCCCCCUACAGACGUCACCCCCACCUUCCUGACCACGGGCGUUCUCAGCACACUCAGACAGGCGGACUUCGUGGCCCACUCCAUCCUCAGAGAGUCUGGUUACUCUGGGAAGAUCAGUCAGAUGCCGGUCAUCCUGACACCGCUGCACUUCGAUCGUGAUUCCUCACAGAGGCAGCCGUCCUGUCGGCGCUCUGUGGUCGUCAGAACUUUCAUCACCAGCGACUUCAUGACCGGGAUACCAGCCACGCCAGGAAAACACAUCCCUGAGGAGGUGGUGCUGAAGAUGGUGAAUGAGAUCAAGAAGAUCCCUGGCAUCUCCCGGGUGAUGUUCGACCUGACCUCCAAACCUCCCGGUACCACAGAGUGGGAGUAGAGCUCACAGAGAGGGAGAAGGGAGGUGUGGUGAGCCCCUCCUCCUCCUUUCUUUCCCUCUCCUAACACCCCCUCCCAAUCUCACCCCUCCUCGCCUUUCUUCCCCUCUCCUAACACCUCCACACUCCCCUGGCCCGCCCCCCCCCCAAUCUCACCCCUCCUCUCCUUUCUUCCCCUCUCCUAACACCUCCACACUCCCCUGGCCUGCCCCCCCAACCUCACCCUCCUUUCCGAUCACCCCCCCCCCCCCGUAGAACAUUCCCGUGGAAAGCAGGCAGUGCUGUGAUCACACUUGAAGCUGCCACUCUGCCCCCCCUCCCCUCCCCCUUCAUUUUUUGGGGGAGGGGUGUUUGAAUAGAUAUGUUGACUAUUCACCCUUUUUGGAUCCGUUUCUUCGUGCGUGACGAUACAUUUUUCCUUUUUUUGGUGCAAGUGCCGCUUCCUGUUUGGAAACCGCCAGUUGAGGUCAAGAGUUAAGGAGUUCAGGAAGUGGAUUGUGUACACGGUAUGCCUCAGAUUACAGCGUGAGACCAACAACUGAAGAAAGCAAAAACGACAUACUUGUAUGACAUAACGGAGAAGGAAGAGCAGCAACUAGCCAGUGGUUUUAAAAAGUCAUCCAUCGUUUUUUUAAAUUAUUUUUUUGCUUUUUUUUGUUACACAUCUGACGGGGGUUUUUUUUCUCCCAAAAUGAUUUUUACUCAUCCGUUUACCUUUCAACUGUAUACUGUACAAAGAGACAGGGGUUGCCUGCCCAAAGUCAUUCAGCAGAGAAACUGUGACCAAUUAGUAUUUUCUUUAUUUUAUUUUUUUUACUUUUCAUUUUGCCAAAUGUAGACGAGCCGUGGUGAAAUUAGAUCUGGGUUAUUAUCUCUUGUUAACAAUCCACUUAAAUCAAAAUGGUGAUGGUUAAGCUACCCGACCGCGGUCAACAGAAAAUAUUAGUUUAUUAUCACAGAUGUGUGACACUGUGUGGGAAAUGCCCAAAAUGACGAGUUGUCCUUUCUUUGUGUGCCUGUUUCUUUGUGUGCCUGUUUCUUUGGGUGCCUGUUUCUUUGGGUGCCUGUUUCUUUGGGUGCCUGUUUCUUUGGGUGCCUGUUUCUUUGGGUGCCUGUUUCUUUGGGUGCCUGUUUCUUUGGGUGCCUGUUUCUUUGGGUGCCUGUUUCUUUGGGUGCCUGUUUCUUUGGGUGCCUGUUUCUUUGGGUGCCUGUUUCUUUGGGUGCCUGUUUCUUUGGGUGCCUGUUCCUUUGUGUGCCUGUUUCUUGGUGUGCCUGUAAGCCUGUUGGGUGCCUGUUUCUUUGGGUGCCUGUUUCUUUGGGUGCCUGUUUCUUUGGGUGCCUGUUUCUUUGGGUGCCUGUUUCUUUGGGUGCCUGUUUCUUUGGGUGCCUGUUUCUUUGGGUGCCUGUUUCUUUGGGUGCCUGUUUCUUUGGGUGCCUGUUUCUUUGGGUGCCUGUUUCUUGGUGUGCCUGUAAGCCUGUUGGGUGCCUGUUUCUUUGGGUGCCUGUUUCUUUGGGUGCCUGUUUCUUUGGGUGCCUGUUUCUUUGCUCCUCCUGUGUUUUUGUUUCAUUUUUCUUCAUGUUUUUCAGAGAAACAAGAGGACUGACAAUGAAUUCAGAUGUUAGUAUUGUCUAAUUGAUGUGUGAAUGUCAUCUUUGAUGUUUUCACCUCCUACAGGUGUGUAGGAGCAACGUUUGCACAUUUCUCUUUUUACCCAUAAAGCCAUGGUGCUUUCCUGACGCGAAGGGAAUGUACUUCCAGUUGACGGAUUUUAAAACCCCAAUCACGGAGCACCCCCCCCCCUUUUUUUUAUAUUGUCAAAGGUCAAAUUGAAGACCGGCAGUGGCCGUCUUGAACGUUUCAACUACCAGAGGAGUCCCCAAAUAGGCAUUCCCAGUAACCUGGUUCUGCGAAUGCUUUCAACAUUCAUUUAAUGAGAUAGUCCUCAGCUAGUCCAGGACUCAGCGUUUUACUGGGCCUGAAACGAGUCGUCUUAAGGACCCCUGUCUGCCCCAUGUCCAGCCUGUAGGUCAUGUUUUACUGUGCGAUAAUACUGAUUUUACAUGCCUCUGUGUUUGACUUUGUACCCCUCACCUUAGAUAUUAUUUCGUUAUAACAGCAAAAUACACAAUGCAAAAUGAAUCUGUUCCUGAAACUUAACUUAACUCUUAUUUGCAACUUGUUCUUAAUGUCUCUCCUUCUGUGUUGUACUUUACUUGUGUAUUUUAUGAUGCACAUGUUUACUUGGAAAACAAACAAAAAAUGGCUUUAAAAUUUAUGGGUUUAAUUUUAUAGUUGGAUUUUACUGCAAUAUUGAAAUGAUUAAGUUAUGCAAAUCUGUCAGAUAAUUUUUUUUUUUUUAAUGAUCGAUGCUCAUUUUUCCUCAGUAACGUGCCUCACAACAAGCCGCUGCAUGCAGAUUCACGAUGACAUUUGUAUAAUGAAAAACCAAGCUUUAAUAAAUAAGUCCAUGUUGAAUCUGUAUUCUCACA
Molecule: messenger RNA, 3277 nt
Organism: Oncorhynchus gorbuscha (pink salmon)
Lineage: Eukaryota; Metazoa; Chordata; Actinopteri; Salmoniformes; Salmonidae
Product: GMP synthase [glutamine-hydrolyzing]-like
Exons: 6
Coding region: 1-789 (262 amino acids)
Biological process (GO): GMP biosynthetic process
Cellular component (GO): cytosol
Molecular function (GO): ATP binding; GMP synthase activity; GMP synthase (glutamine-hydrolyzing) activity
Source: RefSeq, a predicted model, not a curated record